This is a messenger RNA of Phytophthora sojae, 957 nucleotides long. RefSeq lists its product as hypothetical. The coding region runs from base 1 to 957 and encodes 318 amino acids. The transcript is spliced from 3 exons. Lineage: Eukaryota; Oomycota; Peronosporomycetes; Peronosporales; Peronosporaceae. The record is from RefSeq and is a predicted model, not a curated record.
AUGUCUAGCAGAGCUUUCGGCCUACCAAUCGCUGUGGGGGCUACCCAUAACUUCACCCUACAACGUAUACGAGCCAAACUUUCAUGUGGUACAAGGUUUAGGGGCGUUCAGUCUACCAAUCACUUUGUGGACAUCCCUGAAUAUCCUACAACUAGCUACUACAUCCUCAAUCCUCAUAGUAGCAGCGGUGAGGCGGUAACGACCUCGCUUUUCGAGCUCUUUUUGUUCAUUGAUCUAUUUUUUCAAAAACGGUUUUUCGUGUCCAGACACCAGGAUGAUGACGAAAACAAACGACCCAGUCCAGGCGCGCUGUUGGAGCCCUGGAACCAGUUCGUCGAGGAUGUGAGCUACUCGAUCACGGACGUCAUUGUGACGGUUGUCAAAAAGAAAGAGGACUACUACAAACACCGACUGGACGGAGCCAAGAUGAAGGCACACGAGCUGUGUAUGCAGGAGAAGCUAGCGUGCGGUGUCAUGCCCGGUCAAGCCUGUCCGAUGUGCUACAACGAGUCCCCCAGGCUAGCGGCCGGUGAUCGCUUCGGCAACAUCCAGGUGCCCAUGCACGUCCGGCAUUCUGGCGCUCGACAUGAAGCGCGCUCCAGGCAAGGCUGUUCGGGACGAGGAAAUUCAGCGCGUGUUGACAUCGGAGUGCUACAUGGAGAGCUUCGGUAUCACCGCCGACGACCAGAGAUUAUCGGCCAAAAUCGGAGUAACGGCGCUGGACAGAACGAUCACGCAGUAAAAGACGUUGGCGCGUCUGUGCGAGGAAAACUUCAGGCGCAAAGAGCAAUACAAGGCCCUGGACAUACCUGUCAAGCUUCUAGAGACGGAUCACAAUCGUGUGAUUCAGCAGUUCAAAGGUCGACCUCCAACCAUCGCAGUACCCGUUCACGUAACACCGUCGCCCCAACUCAACGACAAGCAACCGUCGCCUCAACUCAACUACAAGAAAGCUAG